UCCCUCCUACUACUCUUCAAAUGGACCUUGCUGGCAGGGACUUGGACGAAGCUUUGUUCUCUCAUCUUGUUGACGAACAUAAAUACAACGGUAGACUAGCGGACCUCCGUGUCGUCAAGGAAAAGCUUUGUUACGUCGCGCUCGAUCCUGACAACGAAAGCCAGGCCCGUACACCACCGAUGUACUCUUCCGAUCAGAACACCUACGAGCUCCCCAGUGGCGAGACGAUCACCGUCGACCCCGCAGAGCGCUAUAGAAUCCCUGAAGCUCUCUUCAAUCCAAGCAUCAUCAAGAAAGACUUCUUUGGUAUUCACGAGAUGGCCUACAACAGCAUCAGUGGCCUUCAGACCGAUGUCCGCGAGGACCUUUUAGGUUGGGUCUACCUAGUAGGGGGUUCUACGCUGUUUCCGGGAUUUAAGGAGAGAAUGAAGCGGGAGCUGACUGCCUUAGCUCCUCCCUCCAUGAAGGUCUCUAUCGUUGCAACCCCUGACAGGAAAUAUUCCGUCUGGAUCGGAGGUUCAAUCUUUGCUUCAAGAAAUCCUGACUAUAUUGAAAACGCAUUGGAUUAA
Molecule: messenger RNA, 569 nt
Organism: Strongylocentrotus purpuratus (purple sea urchin)
Lineage: Eukaryota; Metazoa; Echinodermata; Echinoidea; Camarodonta; Strongylocentrotidae
Product: actin, cytoskeletal 4-like
Source: RefSeq, a predicted model, not a curated record